AUGGGCACCACGGAGGCCACGCUGCGGAUGGAGAACGUGGAUGUGAAGGAGGAGUGGCAGGACGAGGACUUUCCCAGACCUCUCCCAGAAGAGACAGGAAUGGAGUCUCUGGGCAGCCCUACAGAAGACGAGAACACAUCUUCUCCUCCUAACACUUUAAACUUUAACGGGGCGCAUCGUAAACGUAAGACGCUCAUAGCACCUGAAAUCAACAUUUCACUGGACCACAGCGAGGGCUCCAUCCUGUCUGAUGACUUCCUGGACACCCCCGAUGAUCUGGACAUUAACGUGGAUGACAUUGAAACCCCAGAUGAGACGGACUCCCUGGAGUUCCUGGGAAAUGGGAAUGAGCUGGAGUGGGAAGAUGAUACACCUGUAGCCACAGCCAAGAACAUGCCCGGGGACAGUGCUGAUCUGUUUGGGGAUGGAGUGGCGGAAGAUGGCAGCACUACCAAUGGGAGACUCUGGAGGACCGUUAUCAUUGGGGAGCAGGAACACCGCAUAGAUCUGCAGAUGAUCAAACCCUACAUGAGAGUGGUGACACAUGGAGGGUAUUAUGGAGAAGGUCUCAAUGCCAUCAUUGUCUUUGCUGCUUGCUAUCUCCCAGACAGUAACUUGGCUGACUACCAUUACAUCAUGGAGAAUCUCUUUUUGUAUGUUAUCAGCAGCUUGGAGUUGCUGGUGGCCGAAGACUAUAUGAUCGUAUAUCUGAAUGGAGCCACACCACGUCGGAGGAUGCCGGGCCUGGGCUGGUUGAAGAAAUGCUAUCAGAUGAUAGACAGAAGACUGAGGAAAAACCUGAAAGCUCUGAUAAUAGUGCAUCCUUCGUGGUUCAUCCGGACAGUGCUGGCUAUAUCCAGGCCCUUCAUCAGUGUGAAGUUUAUCAGUAAGAUCCAGUACAUUCACAGCCUGGAAGACCUGGAGCAGAUCAUCCCUAUGGAGCACGUGCAGAUUCCCGAGUGUGUCGUACAAUAUGAAGAAGAGAGAAUCAAAGCCAGGAAAGAAAGAGCAGAAGAGAAACAAGACAUGGCAGAAAAAGAAAGGUGCCACUAUUAUCAGAAGGCCCCAUGGUGUCAAGAUGGUUCAGCAGGCCUGUGCCUCCCACAGAGGAUCAGGAAACCAGUAUGUCAUGAAUUGAAGUAAUGAGGAAUGAAUGAAAGGGAAGAAUGACACAGCUGGACAGUCACCCACUGUAAAUGCCCUUCCCGGUAUAAGAUCUCGUCACCAUCUCAUUCUGAACCCUGUAAGAUCAAGGAGCCUGGCCCAUGUCUCAGAGAUGCAAAUUCCUUUGAAGCUUUUGAAAAAAAAGAUAUAUAUAUAAAAAAAGAAUAAUCCAAUACUAGCACUUUCCAGGACAGGCUCCAACCUUGUUUCAGUGAUGGUCUGUGGAGAGAUAUAAGUAGUGCAAAUAUAUACAAUAUUUCCUCUUAGAAAGUAAACACCUCAUAGUCCAUUACAGCCACCAGCCCAAACAAAGAGAUAUAUUUUUUUUUAAUUAUAAAUCCCCUCUUUAACUUGCUGCUGGCCAGCACUGUAAUUUUUUGCUUUCAGUUGCACAUCAGUUUCCUCCUUAUAGAUAUUACGAUGGCCAUUGCUCUAGGUGUUAACAAACAAAGGAUAUGAGAAGAGUGAGAUCGGAAGAGCGCACG
Messenger RNA from Alligator sinensis (Chinese alligator), 1649 nucleotides. It is a transcript of the gene ATCAY, whose product is annotated as ATCAY, caytaxin. Gene Ontology annotation, cellular component: cytoplasm. The transcript is spliced from 15 exons. NCBI's taxonomy places the organism in Eukaryota, Metazoa, Chordata, Crocodylia, Alligatoridae. The record is from RefSeq and is a predicted model, not a curated record. The coding region runs from base 1 to 1143 and encodes 380 amino acids. Gene Ontology annotation, biological process: apoptotic process.